AAUAGGGCCGGCUGCGAACCAUUGCGUCAGGCGCCGUCUCGAUGUGGUGCUGAAUGAGGUUCGUUUGACCAGAUCAGGUCAGCAUGCAGUGAUGCUGAAACAUCAGAGAGGAGCUGUGAGAGCAAUGAUGGGCAUGAGUUUGUUUGUGCUGCUCCUGCUGUCAGGGCUUGUGUGCAGCGAUUCUGGUGUUCCGCGAAAGUACUACUUCAUAAAUCAAAAUAUGACAUGGGCAGAAGCUCAGAGUUACUGCAGAGAGAAAUACACUGAUCUGGUUACUGUAGACUCUAUAGAUGAUGUGAACAUGAUGCUACAAGCAGUGGUUUUGCAGUACAAUGGGUCAGUGUGGAUUGGACUGAAGAAAGGGACAAAGGGUCAGUGGUGUUUGUCUCCAAAUAAUGCGGUUACACAGAACACUUACUGGGGUCUAUUUGAACCUUCUGGUGAUGGAUCAUGUGUCAAUAUGAAAUUAGGAUUGUGGAAUGAUUCUCCGUGCACCACUCUUUUUUACUUUGUAUGCUACAAUGGUAUCGGAAACAUCCUGAUUCACAUCCCCAAAACCUGGAGAGAUGCUCAGAGUUACUGCAGACAGUAUUACACUGAUCUGGCCACCAUCAGCAGCCCUGAAGAGCUGUUUCAGAUAAAUAUUGUUAUUGGAAUACAUGAGACAUGGAUCGGUCUGUUCUUGGAUUCUUGGCAGUGGUCUGAUCAGUGUAGCCUUUUGUUUAGAAACUGGGCAACCGGAUACACCUCCCAGACUUCAGAAUUUGGUGACUGUGUUGCCAUGUCGACAACUAACUCUGGGAAGUGGAUUCAGGACAGCUGUAGCAAACAACAUCCUUUUAUCUGCUAUGAUGCAUAUCGAAAACGGGUUCUAAGAUUGAACCUUUCCUGUGAUGGAAACUGCAAUUUGGAUGAUCCUUCACUACAGAUGGCCACUCUGAAUGAGAUAAGUAAAAAACUACAGAGAGUGGGACUUGGAAAUUACAUCAGCAUAAACAUGAGAAAAAACGCAGAAGUUUAAGAGGUGUUUCAUCCUGAGAGCAUCUGUAAUUCUUGAAGUGACAGUUCACCCCUAAACAAUUCUGUCAAUAUUUACUCACACUUUUAUCAUUUCAAACCUGUAUGACUUUCUAACUUCCGCAGAAAACAAAAUAAGAUAUUUUGAAGAAUAUUGUUAACUAGACCCCAUUCACUUGCAUUGGUUUUGUGUCUAAUGUACUUCAUGGUUUGUAUGAAUGACAUGAUAAUCAUUAGAAUUUAAAAUUGUACUUCCAUAAGAUAAACGUUAAUAAAAUAAAAUAAACUGGACCUAAACUGCAAAUAGAAGCAUUCUGACAUCAGACUCUUUUAAAUGUAAAUAGUAUCUCCAGAUCUCAACUUACACAUGUUUUAUUGUUGUUAUGCAUGUAUUUUGUGAACAUGUACUGUUUUCUCUCUAUUAAUCAUUCUAUAUUAUAUGUUUGUGUAUAGCUAUAAGUGGAAGCUUUAAAUUGCUAGGUGAAAAUCUCUGUAUAUUCUAUAGAAGUGACUGUGUUGUUUUUCCUAUGUUGUGUAAUUAAGUUUCCCUUUAGAUGAUUUGAGGGUCUGCCUUCCAGUAAAGACAGAAUGUUUAGUUGCA
This is a messenger RNA of Triplophysa rosa, 1618 nucleotides long. Its product is annotated as lymphocyte antigen 75-like. The transcript has 6 exons. NCBI's taxonomy places the organism in Eukaryota, Metazoa, Chordata, Actinopteri, Cypriniformes, Nemacheilidae. The record is from RefSeq and is a predicted model, not a curated record. Bases 92 to 1021 code for a protein of 309 amino acids.